UAGCCGUUAGCGGUGGGAGCCUGUCCGGGCGGAAUGGGAAUGGUGACAUGCCGACUGUGUGGAAGCGGAUCGUUUUCUCUGUGGGCUCCGUCCUCAGCCUCGGCUCGGUGGCGCUGCUGGUCGUGGCGCUCUCCACCGAGCGCUGGAUAACCGGGACGAUCCUGUGUCAGACCGGAGUAGACCUCGUCAACGCGUCCAGCCCGGAGCUCUCGCAGUUCACCGGAGAUGUUUACUACGGGCUCUUUCAGGGCGGGAAGACCCGGAAAUGCGGUCUCGGGAGCCGCCGUUAUAAAAUAUACAUUUUCCCAAGACUGAUAAGGAAGGUCAAUGGUGGUCUUCAUAUGAUCAUAAUCUUUUUCCAUUUCAUCGCUAUUGGCUUUGCACUGUUGAGUCUGGCAUUCUGCAUUUACAAUGCCAGAAAGGUGCCCUACCAGUCCAUCAAAGGACCUCUAGGUCUCUACCUCUGGAACUUUAUAGCAGCUCUCUUCAGUUCACUUGGGUUUGCCUGUUUCAUCGCAGCAGUUCGGUGCCAUCGUUUGACGGAACGUGUUGCAAACUUUCGCGAGAACCUGUUCCACCUUGUGGUUCUAGAAGAGAACCUAGGAUUCUCAUUCUGGCUGUGUGUUGCCAGCGCAGUAACACAUGGAGCCAACAUUUUGGUGGUGGCUUCAAGCAGAAUUCAUCUGCCCAAAAUACAGACCAAAAAACCAGAGGAACCUACCAUCACAGGAGACGAUCUUCUGUAUUAAGAAAACUGGCAGACUGACUUAAGAAGAAUCAGUCAUGUGCAGUCUUACGUUUUCCCCAUUUGUUGCCUCAAAAUGGUGCACUCUUCAAGAUAAAGCCAUGAGGGUG
Messenger RNA from Colossoma macropomum (tambaqui), 855 nucleotides. It is a transcript of the gene clrn2, whose product is annotated as clarin 2. NCBI's taxonomy places the organism in Eukaryota, Metazoa, Chordata, Actinopteri, Characiformes, Serrasalmidae. The record is from RefSeq and is a predicted model, not a curated record.